AUGAGCUCGAAGCUGACCAUCGUCGAGCAGCGGCUGGACCAUGCUGGAGGCCACAGGCCCAGCAGCAUCAUUCUCUCGAGCUUGGACCCGGACGACCCACGGCUGGUGUGGGUCUUUGACGACCAAUCCACGCUGUGGCUCGCCGACGUGAGCGCGUCAGGGGCAAAGUACCGCCGCAAGUUCCGCGUGUUCUUGCACGGUAACCAAGUUGUGGAGCGUUGCUGGGCUGCAAUGGUGCGAGUGCCGAAUCGCAGUGGGACCAUCGUGUUUGCCUUCCGGAAGUCCUGCAACGUCCUUCUCUGCUCUCUGCGCGGUGGUGCCGGUGGGCACCAGCAGCACGGUCAAGGAAACAGCGUUCUCCUGUUUGCGCAACAUCGCCACCCGAUAGCAGCGCUGGCCUGCUCUGACAACGGCAGCGCUGUAGUCACGGCGUGCGAGGGUGGCGAUAUCAAGGUUUGGUCGACGUUCGACGGCGGCAUCGCUGCGCAGCGCGUCAGUGCGCAUGCGCAGGCAAUUGUGUCCAUUGCCUGUGUGGGCGCCACUCAGAUCGUCACGGCGGGCAGGGAUUGCAGGGUCAGGGUGUGGAACAUCAGGGGUGCGGAGCUGGACGAAUCGCAGUGCCUCAUCACACCUGGACCGUGCACGUCAGUUGCUGUCUGGGCACCGCAGGGCAUUCCGGCCGACGUCUCGGCAUGGGCGUUGCCGUCGAUGGAGAUGGGUUCCCACCUGGUGCGCGGGAUGCAACAGGCCGCGUUCGUCGCUGCGGGCACCGUCACUGAAGAGGUGCUGCUGUGGGCUCCUGCAGAACAGUCGGGUCAGAUCGCUGGCUCAACCUGCGCCCCAUCUCUGGCCCUCCAGUGGACCACGCGACUCAGUGGUGGCGGGCACGCAAGGGCGUUGUGUUUGACAGGAGACGGCCACAAACUCGUGUGCGGAGGGGAACCGGCCGAGGGCGCGGACUCGCCGGACGAGCGGUGCUCCGUCAUCAGCGUGCUCGAUGUGGACACAGGGAAUCUCGCCGGGAGCGCGACCUUCAGCGGAACGGUAGUUGGCGUCAGUGCUCUGCCGUACACGGCAGGCGCGGACGGCAAUACGCUGGGCAUCUGCACGGGGAGGAGCGGGCCGUGUCUGCGGCACGUGCACGAUGUGGUGGCCGCAACCCUCCCGGGUCGGGUGGAAUCCGCGCGUCUGCAGGAUCGCGUGUGCAAGGAUCCCGAUCACCCGGUCCAUCAAGCCCUACAGGCAAGUGCGACCGUGUCGGCUGCGCAGGAGGCCAGAGCCGUGCUGGAUGGUGCCACAGCUCCAACCUGUGCAAGUGUUCAAGACAGCGCGGCGAUGACUGCCCAGCAUCAGGGAAUGUCAGUGGAUCAGGCGGGGCGCGACGACACUGCGCCGAUCCAGCCUUUCGACGCUACGUUCGGGGGCUCGACCGCGCCCAGCGAGGAGCCCCCUCCAGUGCCGCACUCUCCCCCGAAGAUGUCCCCUCUCCCGCGGCCCCCUGUAGCCGCGGCGAUCAACCCAUCCGCAGGCGUCGCCGCUGCACCCCCGCCUGGUGAUGCCGGCGAGCGGCCUUCCGCCGCGGCGCGUAAGGACGGGGCCACGGAUGAGAGGAAGAAGACGCGCGAUGAUCGACUGCGCGCGGCGCAGAACAGAGCGGACGAAGCUCGGAGAGCGAUUGCUCGCAAGAUCGUCCCGGAUGCACAGGUCCCUCAAGUCCCCGAGACUGGUGUCACGCCGAGUGGAGCAUUGUCAUCGGAGCUCCUGGCCAGGAACCUGCGAGCCGCGCGAGCUGCAGUCUUCGACCCACAGGCAGCUGUUGGUGCUGAUGCUUCGGCGGUGGCGGAAGCACGGAAACUGGCGGCUCGCGACGCAACGACACUACCAGGCAAUGUUCAGGUGUACGGGAGUUUGCCCGACAUCAAAAGCGAGGCAUCGGGCUCCGUGGUUGCUGCCAUCUUUCCGAAGCAGGUGCAUCCAGGAUGGCUUGAAGGGCAGAAACUGCGCCCAAGUCUCGCAAACAUGUCGCAACUUGCUCGGACGCCGCCGCGGUUAGCGAGCACGAGUGCUGUUCAGCAGCCUUAUGACAGGGCUCUGGGGGCAGCGGAAAUCGUAGCACCGCUCUCGUGA
Messenger RNA from Pedinophyceae sp. YPF-701, 2127 nucleotides. NCBI's taxonomy places the organism in Eukaryota, Viridiplantae, Chlorophyta, Pedinophyceae. The record is from the annotation of a GenBank genome assembly.